This is a messenger RNA of Cladocopium goreaui, 264 nucleotides long. The record is from the annotation of a GenBank genome assembly. NCBI's taxonomy places the organism in Eukaryota, Dinophyceae, Suessiales, Symbiodiniaceae.
GAUGUUGCUUGCCUAUCGCAUCCGAAGCUUGAAAUUGAAGACACAUCAUCGUCCCCUGUUUCCUCUUCGUCCUCGUCUGUUGAUUCUGAGGCAUCGAUCGCUUCCAUCCCGCCCACCCUCUCGCCGGUGGCGCCAGUUGAUGCCACAGAUGCUUUGGCCGUCCCCAACUGGCUGGCAAACAUUACAAAGCUAGGUGUGGGGUUCUUUGCAACGCUUCCGCAAGUAUCCAAGAUCACAUCUUGGAAGGACACCGCAUGUGUCUAA